Molecule: messenger RNA, 1522 nt
Organism: Rhodotorula graminis WP1
Lineage: Eukaryota; Fungi; Basidiomycota; Microbotryomycetes; Sporidiobolales; Sporidiobolaceae
Exons: 8
Coding region: 1-1491 (496 amino acids)
Cellular component (GO): NuA4 histone acetyltransferase complex
Molecular function (GO): protein binding
Source: RefSeq, a predicted model, not a curated record
AUGGCCGUCACCGCCCACGCCACCGACCUGCCCGUCCAGCAGCCUCUCACCCAGCACCCGGUCGUCUCGGAACCGCCCCUCGAGGUCGCCCUCCUCCUCGCGCAAGCCGUCGCCCAACUCGGCACCGACAGCUGGGACGCCGUCACCGACCUGCUCGAGCACAGCAAAGAGUGGCCAGAGUCGGCCGGCAAGAUGACGAGCCAGGGCUACGCGACGACCUUCGAGACGAUGAUGCGGCAACGAGGCCUCGACGCGUCCACGUGCUCUCGACCUCUCGCACGACCUGCCCGCAAGCUCGUCCACGCGCUGUACGCGUCCCUCCUCAACAACCUGCGCUCGUCCAUCCUCAAAACGUUCGACGAGGAGGCCGAGAACAAGCAGCAGAUCGCGGCCCUGUGCGCCGCGCACCUUUCCCCGUCCCCGCCGCCGUCCCUCGCGCCCAAGGACGACAAGCGCCCGCAGACGCCCUCGACGCGCAAGAGCGCGCGCAAGACGGCCCUGCCGGACGUCGAGGAGGACGCCGACGCCGAGCAGCAAACCGCCGUACAAGCCGGCUCGGCCGGCCCUGACGUCGACAUGGCCGUCGCGGCGCCGCUCGACGACGGGCCCGCCGACCCGACCGCCGAGUCGUCGGGCACCGCCGUCGGGGCCGACGAGGCGAACGAGCCGGACGAGGACGGCCAGUCGUCAACGCCGUCGCGGCGCGGCGGCGGGCGGCGCAAGGCGGGCGGGCGCGGGACCGGGCGGCGCAAAGGGCGUGGCGGGCGCGCCGCGACGGUCGAGGGGACCGAGACGCCGGCGUCGGAGCAGGACGGCGGGGAGGACACGGACGCUGGGGCGGUCAAGGAGGAGGAGGACGAGGACGAGGCGGCGCCGGGUGCUACCGACGAGGGCGAGGAGGGUGCGGCGGGUGAGGCGGGAGACGGCGAUGAGGAGGAGGCAGAAGACGCGUCGAGGCCGAGGCGCGGGGGCAGAAAGGCGAGGGCGCCGGCACCGGCCGCGAAGAAGGGUGGACGCAAGCGCAAGCCGAGCGAGGCGCCUGGCACGUCGCCUGCGCCGAGCGAGACGGCCGAGGGCGGGCGCAAGCGCAAGCGGGUCAAAACGACCGAGGAGCCGUUCGAAGAGAGCGAGAAGGACUCGAAGCUCGCGAUCCAGCGCCGCAAGGCCGGCUUCAACCGCAUCAUCGAGCAGCUCCAGGCCGAAAAGUACUCGCACUACUUCGAGUCGCGCGUCACGCGGUCGAUCGCGCCGCUGUACAACGUGGCCGUGCGCCGCCCGACGUGCCUGCGCGAUGUGACCAAGGCCAUCAAGAGCGGCGCCAUCAGCACGAGCACCGAGCUCAUGCGCGACGUGGCCCUCUUGUGCGCCAACGCGACCCAGUUCAACGGCGACGAGGGCGAGGACAGCGUCGGGCACUGCGCAAAGCUCAUGUGGGACCGCUUCGAGCGGCUCAUGGACGAAUCGCUGAGCGCCGAGAUGUCGAUGGAGUAGAGGAUCUUGCAACGUCGGUCACACUCUUGCG